Messenger RNA from Salvia splendens (bonfire salvia), 1527 nucleotides. RefSeq names its product AP2/ERF and B3 domain-containing transcription factor At1g50680. Gene Ontology annotation, biological process: regulation of DNA-templated transcription. Bases 343 to 1407 code for a protein of 354 amino acids. The transcript has 3 exons. NCBI's taxonomy places the organism in Eukaryota, Viridiplantae, Streptophyta, Magnoliopsida, Lamiales, Lamiaceae. Gene Ontology annotation, molecular function: DNA-binding transcription factor activity; DNA binding. The record is from RefSeq and is a predicted model, not a curated record.
UUUCGUCACCAACAAAAAAUAAUUACAUUAUUUUCCCAUAUUUAUCAUACUAUCAUUCUUCUCCCCCGGCACCAUACUAUAGUAAUUCCUCCCAAAAUUAAAAUAAUUAUUGAUAACAUGUAGUACAAAUUUCGAAUCUUUGUAUCUUGCCUUGUACAGAAAAUAUGGGAGAAUUGAUUACAUUGGCAUAUUUUAUGUGAUUUGGUGAUUAUCCAACUCUGGGUGUGUUUCUCUCUCUUGAAUUUGGUUAUGGUAUGAAGCUGUGGAUGGUGCUCAGGAAAAGGAAAGAUUUUUAUUUCCUUGGUGAAGUUGAUUCGCAUACAAAUAUGGGUGUCAUCAAGAAUGAAAAUUUUCCAUAUACAGUAUUUAUUUUACUUGCAUUCUUGCAACCAAUUUCUUGGACAGCACUUACUACUUGUUGCUGGAGGCAGAAACUUGAUUUCUCAGAUUAUGAUGCAAGAAGCAAGUGGCGUUACGAAAAAUCUGUGUGGUGAAAUCUCCGAUUCCAACAGCAGCAGUCAUGACCAAGUUCCUGCAAAUCAACCAACGAGAUACAAAGGCGUGGUGUGUCAAAAAGAAGGCCGUUGGGGCGCGCAGAUAUAUGCCAACAACCACCGUGUUUGGCUCGGGACCUUCAAUUCUGAAAAGGAAGCAGCAGUGGCAUACGACCGUGCCUCAAUGAAGCUCCGCAGCAGCCCCACAUUUCGUAACUUCCCAUCAAACGACAAUAUGAACGUCUGCGAACAGAGAUUCCAAGACCAGUUCAGUACGGAAACAGUACUUAGGAUGAUCAAGGACAACUCGUACGCCUCGAAACUCUCCGACUACAUGAGGGGUCAAGUCCCACAAGUACCCCAUGUGGCGUCCUUGCAAGACGCACCGGCAUCUAGGUUGAGGGUCCUCUUUGAGAAGGAGCUCACGCCUAGCGACGUUGGGAAGCUCAAUCGGCUGGUCAUUCCGAAGAAGUUUGCAGUGAAGUACUUCCCUAUAAUCCCUCAUGCCAACGCGGGGAAAGAGGGAGGCAGCGUCCAAGAUGUCGAGCUCUUAUUCUUGGAUCGUUCGAUGCGAUCGUGGAACAUUCGAUACUGUUAUUGGAAGAGUAGCCAAAGCUUUGUGUUCACUAGGGGAUGGAACAGGUUUGCAAAGGAGAAAGGGUUGAGAUCAAGGGAUAGGGUUAUUUUCUAUUCUUACGAAUCCGGUGACCAGAAAUUUUGUAUAUUGGAUGCAGCGUACGACGACAACAGGGCCCGGGAUGGGCUCGUCGUCGAUGAAGAUGACGAGGUGUUGGAGAUGGAGAAGCCAGGAGAUGAGACUGAUAGAAUAGAACCUGAGAAUGUACAAGACAAGGAAAAUGAGCCUUCUCUUUCGAGUAAGGGUUUUAAACUAUUUGGUGUUAAAAUUGUGUAGUCCAUGGCUAGGUUGGUUAACUUGCCUUUUCUCUAAUUGCUACACGAAUAAUUUAGGAUGACUUUAUAAUUGUUGCUGUUUUUGUUGCCCAACUUUUAAUUAUGAAAAUCCUUGUUUUAA